AAAAAAUAUGUGCCUUCUGUCAUUGAGGGUUGCAGACAGUGCUGACCGGCUGGAGAACUCAGGUGCAGUGACAAGAAACGUCAGAGCAUGAGUUCUAAGUCAAAAUCCAUAGGGGUCAUCGGAGCUCCUUUCUCAAAGGGACAGCCACGAGGAGGAGUGGAAGAAGGCCCUAAAGUACUGAGAAAGGCUGGCCUGCUUGAGAAGCUUAAAGACCAAGAAUGUGAUGUAAAAGAUUACGGGGACCUGCCCUUUGCUGAUGUCCCUAAUGACGGUCCGUUUCAAAUUGUGAAGAAUCCGAGGACUGUGGGAAAAGCGAACGAGCAGCUGGCUGGUGUGGUGGCAGAAGUCAAGAAGAGUGGAAGGACCAGCGUGGUGCUGGGUGGAGACCACAGUUUGGCGAUUGGAAGCAUCUCUGGCCAUGCCAGGAUCCACCCGGAUCUCUGCGUCAUUUGGGUGGAUGCUCACACCGACAUCAACACUCCGCAGACAACCUCAAGUGGGAACUUGCAUGGACAGCCUGUGUCCUUCCUCCUGAAGGAACUACAGGGAAAGAUCCCCGAUGUACCAGGAUUCUCCUGGGUGACGCCCUGCAUAACUGCCAAAGAUAUUGUGUAUAUUGGCCUGAGAGACGUGGACCCUGGGGAACACUAUCUUUUGAAAACUCUGGGUAUUAAAUACUUUUCAAUGAGUGAAGUGGACAAGCUGGGAAUUGGCAAGGUGAUGGAAGAAACACUCAGCUAUCUAGUAGGAAGAAAGAAAAGGCCGAUUCAUCUGAGCUUUGAUGUUGAUGGACUGGACCCAUCCGUCACACCAGCUACUGGCACACCAGUCAUCGGAGGUCUGACUUACAGAGAAGGUCUCUACAUCACAGAAGAAAUUUUCAAAACAAGGCUACUGUCAGGAUUAGACAUAAUGGAAGUGAAUCCAUGUCUGGGGAAGACACCAGAAGAAGUACUGCGAACAGUCAACACAGCAGUGGCAAUAACCUUGGCUUGUUUUGGAGUUGCUCGAGAGGGUAAUCACAAGCCUAUUGACUACCUGAACCCAUCUAAGUAAAUGUGGAAACGUUAUAUGAAAAUCUCACAGCUACUAACAUAAUUACCAAACCUAAUAGUUUACUUAAGCUCAUUGUUUAUCCUCUUACAGAUUUGGUGUUUCAGAAAACAUUUUACCUGAGGAAAUAUUAGUACAAUUAGUAUAAACUGUAUCAGUUCCCUCUUGGUGUGAAAGAUUUGGAAAUUCAAAUUUUUGUAAACUUAAAAACCUUAUAUUUCCCAUUUUGGCAAAAGACUCACCCUUAGAAACAGAAGUGUAUAUUAAUUUCCGAAUAUAAAUUUGCUGGCAUUAAAAAUAAACACACU
This is a messenger RNA of Miniopterus natalensis, 1361 nucleotides long. RefSeq names its product arginase 1 (gene ARG1). NCBI's taxonomy places the organism in Eukaryota, Metazoa, Chordata, Mammalia, Chiroptera, Miniopteridae. Gene Ontology annotation, molecular function: arginase activity; manganese ion binding. The record is from RefSeq and is a predicted model, not a curated record. Gene Ontology annotation, cellular component: cytosol; cytoplasm; nucleus.